CACAUUUCAUUUCAAUCUUUCAAUUUCAUUUUGUUGUCUGAUGUGAUUGUGUGCGGUUUAUGUUUUACAAUGUAUUGAUUUAGAAAAAGUUAUAACAACAGCUUUCAAAAAACAUUUAAAAUGUCUACAUUAUUUAGUUAUGAGACAUUGGUGCAUGCUAUGGCGGGAGCCACGGGUAGUGUUGUUGGAAUGGCUGCCUUCUAUCCAUUAGACACUUUAAGGUCAAGAUUACAAGUUGCAGAUACAAACAGUCUUCAGGGAUCUCCAUGGGAGUUAUUGGUUAAAUUAGCUAAUGAAGAAGGUUUUGACUCCUUAUACCGCGGUUUGUCUCCAGUUCUUCAAUCUCUAUCUGUUUCAAACUUUGUUUAUUUUUAUUCAUUUCAUGCAUUGCGUAAUUUUGCAUCCAAAGAAAACUCGGCUCUAAAGGACUUGUUUUUCGGAAUAGUUGCUGGUAGUAUUAAUGUUAUUCUAACAUCUCCCUUGUGGGUUGUAAACACACGAAUGAAGUUGGAAAAAAAUUUAUACAAUAGUCUGAUUGAAGGUCUUGUUGAUAUCGGUAAAAAGGAAGGUGCUCGUGGGCUGUGGUCAGGCACUAUUCCCUCAUUGUUACUUGUAUCCAACCCAGCUAUACAAUUCAUGGUAUAUGAAACAGUAAAAAGGCAUUUUGUAUCUAAAAAUAGCUUUCACACAUAUGAGGCUUUCUUAACAGGUGCAAUUGCUAAAGCAGUAGCUACUACCCUAACUUACCCAUUGCAACUUAUCCAAUCAAGAUUACGUGCUGGAACAAGUCUUAAACCUUUAAUGAGUGCUGUCAAAUCCAACCCAGCUAUUAUGUUCCGUGGAUUGGAGACAAAAUUAUUGCAAACUGUAAUGACAGCUGCUCUAAUGUUUUUGAUAUAUGAAAAGCUUGUAAGGCUAGUGUUAACUAUUAUGAGGGUGAGACUUAAUAAAAGGCAUUGAUUUUUAAAUAAAAUGGUGGCAGUAGGUUGUGGCACUUGUUCAAAAAAUAUUAAUAUUGGCAAAAUUGCAGACUUGAUCUGGGGAUACUGUAAAAUAGGGAUUACUUAUCUAUACUUNGUAAUAUUUAAAUUAAUACAGAAAUAUGAAGUGAUGUGUAUUGCCAAAAUAAAACACGCAGGUUGGCUAACUUAUGAUAAUGUAGGGUUAUUGCUUAUUGGUUAAGGACUAAUACAUAUUUAAGGAAUCUUCAACUACCGACAAAAGGCCGAUGUAUUACUUUGUCGCCCGAGGGUGUAAAUUUGUUGACUCGUAGU
Messenger RNA from Ostrinia furnacalis (Asian corn borer), 1274 nucleotides. RefSeq names its product Peroxisomal Membrane Protein 34. The coding region runs from base 121 to 960 and encodes 279 amino acids. Gene Ontology annotation, cellular component: peroxisomal membrane. Gene Ontology annotation, biological process: transmembrane transport. The record is from RefSeq and is a predicted model, not a curated record. NCBI's taxonomy places the organism in Eukaryota, Metazoa, Arthropoda, Insecta, Lepidoptera, Crambidae. Gene Ontology annotation, molecular function: AMP transmembrane transporter activity; NAD transmembrane transporter activity; ATP transmembrane transporter activity. The transcript has 3 exons.